GGAAGACGUGUGUUCGCUGUAAAUGCCAACGACAGAGAGGAGGCACUGAGAGCUGAAAGCCCGCAUUAAAGACAAGAUGGCAGGACUGCCCCGCAGGAUCAUAAAGGAAACUCAGCGUUUGCUUGCAGAGCCUGUCCCAGGCAUCAAGGCAGAGCCAGAUGAAGGCAACGCCCGCUACUUUCAUGUGGUCAUUGCUGGACCUCAGGACUCACCUUUUGAGGGGGGCACAUUUAAACUUGAACUCUUUUUACCAGAAGAAUAUCCCAUGGCAGCUCCUAAAGUACGCUUCAUGACCAAAAUAUAUCAUCCCAAUGUAGACAAGCUGGGAAGAAUAUGUCUAGACAUUUUGAAAGAUAAAUGGUCACCAGCUCUGCAGAUUCGUACAGUGCUGCUCUCAAUCCAGGCAUUACUAAGUGCACCCAACCCUGAUGAUCCUCUAGCAAAUGACGUUGCAGAGAAGUGGAAGUCCAGUGAAGCUGAAGCCAUUGAAACAGCCAAGACAUGGACCAGGCUUUAUGCCGGAAACAAAAAUGAAGUGUGAACACAACUCCUCAUGUUCUGCCAAGACCUCUUCCAACUUCAUUUGCAUUUAAAGGACACCGUUUAUAUAUAUAUAUAUAUAUAUAUAUAUAUAUAUAUAUAUAUAUAUAUAUAUAUAUGUUGACAUAAACAUGAAUAGAUUGUAAAGGAAAAAAACAACUGCUGACAAUUGGUGAUUUAAAUGCACACUAGUAAUGAAAUUACUCGUUGUUGUCCUAACUCACUACUGUUCAAAUGCAUGGGCAGAGAUUUUACAUCUACUCACCUGGCUUUUUUUGUCCAUUGAUUUUGAGAGGCUUCUUUUGCCAAUUGUUGCUUACAAGCAUGUUUGAGGGGGGAAGAGGGGGUCAUACG
Messenger RNA from Chelmon rostratus (copperband butterflyfish), 894 nucleotides. RefSeq names its product ubiquitin-conjugating enzyme E2Na (gene ube2na). Gene Ontology annotation, molecular function: ubiquitin conjugating enzyme activity. Lineage: Eukaryota; Metazoa; Chordata; Actinopteri; Chaetodontiformes; Chaetodontidae. Gene Ontology annotation, biological process: protein K63-linked ubiquitination; DNA damage tolerance. The record is from RefSeq and is a predicted model, not a curated record. Gene Ontology annotation, cellular component: nucleus. Bases 77 to 541 code for a protein of 154 amino acids. The transcript is spliced from 4 exons.